AUGGCGGAGAAGAAAGACGGUGAGAGCGUCCACGACGUCGCCUCAAAACGCGAUGGCAUCAUCUUGGAAAGCUCCACGCGGGAGAUCACGGUCAUCGAGCACGAGACGGGGUUCUGGCAGGCCGUGGGGCAGUACCCGGCCGCCACCUUCUGGUCGGCAUUCUUCUGCAUCGCGGUCAUCAUGGCCGGCUUCGACGCGCAGAUAAUCACCUCCUUCUACGCGCUGCCCGCCUUCCAGCAAAAGUACGGCGAGCUCGUCACCCACGACGGCAAGGAGUCGUACGAGAUCCCGGCCCGGUGGCAGACUGCGCUGGGCAUGGGCAACCCCAUCGGGCAGGUCCUCGGCGCCCUGGCGAGCGGGUGGUUCAUGGAGCGCUGGGGCCGGCGGGUGCCCCUCGCCGUGUGCUGCGUCUACUCCAUCGUCUUUGUCUUUGUGCAGUUCUUCUCCACCUCCAUCGGCAUGCUGUGUGCUGGUGAGAUCCUGGGCGGUCUGGCGUACGGGUUCUACGUCGUCAUCGCGCCGACUUACGCCUCGGAGAUCUGCCCGCUCGCCCUGCGCGGUGUGCUGACGGCGUCUGUCAACCUGGCGUUCGUCAUCGGCCAGUUCAUCGGCCAGGGCUGCGCGGCUGGUGUUGAGACGCGCCUGGACGAGUGGGCCUACAGGAUUCCCUUUGCUGUCCAAUGGGUCUGGCCUGUCGUUAUCCUUGCAGCGCUGCCGUUUGCCCCCGAGUCUCCGUACUGGCUUAUCCGCCAGGGCCGGAAGGAAGACGCCCGGAAGUCUUUGCUGCGGCUCAGCUCGGCCAAGAAGCGCCCGGACGUCGAGCAGAUGCUGGUCGGGAUCGAGCAGACCGAUUUGCUUGAGCAGGAGAUGGAGUCCACGACGACGUAUCUUGACUGCUUCAAGGGAAGCAACCUCACGAGGACCGAGAUCUCCGUCAUGGUCUACCUGAUCCAGGUCAUUGGCGGCAACCCGCUCAUUGGGUAUGCGAAUUACUUCUUUGAACAAGCGGGCCUGGCCAGCUCCGACGCUUUCAAUAUGGGCGUUGGUAACACGGCCAUGGGCUUUGUGGGAACGGUCAUUUCUUGGCCUUUGAUGGCUUAUUUUAAUCUGGGUCGUCGCACAAUCUACACGUCUGGUAUAGUGGCCAUGACAGUCAUUCUCUUCAUUAUCGGGUUCCUCAGCAUCCCCGUUAAUAACAACGGAGCCAUCUGGGCCAUGGCGUCGAUGAUGGAUGUAUGGACUUUCAUCUAUCAGAUGACCGUGGGACCCAUCUGCUUCGUCAUCAUCUCGGAGAUUUCGGCAACACGGCUGAGGACCAAGACCAUCGCAAUUGGAACGGCCGUGCAGGCAGCGGCAUCCAUCGUGUUUACGGUAGCAAUCCCUUACAUGCUGAACAGCAACGAGGGCAACUGGGGUGGGAAGGCUGGGUUCCUGUUCGGCGGUAUCAGCUUCGUGUGCUUCCUUUGGUGCUAUUUUAGGCUGCCGGAAAGCCGUGGCAGGACGUACGAGGAGCUCGACAUCUUGUUCCAGAGGCGGGUCCCGGCUCGUCAGUUCAAGAAGCAUGAUCUUGUCACGGAGUCUGCGGAGGCAAAGCAGCAUGGCGACCAUGCGUAG
This is a messenger RNA of Diaporthe citri, 1614 nucleotides long. RefSeq lists its product as uncharacterized. The coding region runs from base 1 to 1614 and encodes 537 amino acids. The transcript has 3 exons. Gene Ontology annotation, biological process: carbohydrate transport; transmembrane transport. The record is from RefSeq and is a predicted model, not a curated record. NCBI's taxonomy places the organism in Eukaryota, Fungi, Ascomycota, Sordariomycetes, Diaporthales, Diaporthaceae. Gene Ontology annotation, cellular component: membrane. Gene Ontology annotation, molecular function: carbohydrate:proton symporter activity.